CCUCCAUGGACUCGUCCCCGAUUCGACCGUUAUUGACCCGAAAGGAGAACCUCAAGGGAUGCUCCUCACGCUCACUGGACAAAGUGCAUGCACCUGUCAAGAGGAAGCCGCUGAGUACCAUCUCCCACAACGUCCUCGCCCAAAUGGACGAGGCCAGGGCCAACACGUCGAAACGAUCCAAACCAUCAAGUCCUGUGGAAUCUAUACCUGCCGUGGACAAGUCUCGAUUGGCAUCGCCGGAGGAUAGUCAAGGGCGCAAAGACGAGUUGAAUCUGGCAUGGCUAGACAUGUGCUGCGCGCUCCUGGACAAGAAGCGAUCGAUGCAUGCUCCUGUAGCGCGGCCAACUGAUAUGAGGGACCUGAUGCUUCCAAGCAUUGAACGUUCUGCGAAGGAGACCCCCACGACUGUGAAAUUGUGUGAUCCAAGCCCUCCGUCGACGACUGACAUUGUGGGUGAACAACCAAGGGACUUGGACGUUGCAAACGCUGCAUUGGCCUUGCACGAGAACAGUCAGCCUUCAUCAACUUGCUGUGGAUGCAAAACGGGAUGCUUGAAACUGUACUGCCGGUGCUUUUUAACGCGGGGGUUUUGCACUCCACAAUGCACUUGUGUUUCGUGCUUGAACACGAAAACGUCCACCCAACGCCUGCCUGCCAUUACCAUGCACUUGAAGAACAACGUCCACGCGUUUCGGGUGUCUUCUUUGGCCACCCCCGUCGUCGCCAACGGAAUGUCCCACGAUGGCAACAACGCCGCCACCGCAACAGGGUCCAACUUCGUACCUUUGGUCCCCAACGUAGAUCAUGCUAACGCCAUUGCAUGCCGCUGCAAGAAGUCCAAGUGUUCCAAGAAAUAUUGCGACUGCUUCCAAGCUGGAAUUGCGUGCGGCCCUCGAUGCCAGUGCCGCGACUGCUGCAACCACUCGCCCAAGGAAACCAACACCAAGCAAAUCAUCUACGCCAAAGAUACCAUCAAAGUCAUUGUCACGCGUACACCGCGUCUGGCCCCUGGCACAGGGUCCACCUUCCGCGUGCUAUUAUAAUCCGUAUAUCCAACAUCGUGAAUGUGAG
Aphanomyces astaci is the source of this 1071-nucleotide messenger RNA. RefSeq lists its product as hypothetical. Gene Ontology annotation, biological process: regulation of DNA-templated transcription. The coding region runs from base 6 to 1043 and encodes 345 amino acids. Lineage: Eukaryota; Oomycota; Saprolegniomycetes; Saprolegniales; Verrucalvaceae. The transcript has 3 exons. The record is from RefSeq and is a predicted model, not a curated record. Gene Ontology annotation, cellular component: nucleus.